GGGCGGCCUGCGAGGUGUCAUGGCUGCUGCCGCUGAGUACAGACGCCCGUGCGUCGGCGACGGGAGCCGGGAGCAGAGCUGUAGUCCCAGUCUCUCCCAGGAGGUGCUCGUGGAAGUCGUUCGCUCCCUGCACACCCUGGCCGGGCAGCUUAACCUCCGAGAUGAUGUGGUGAAAAUUGCAAUCGAUUGGAACAAGCUCCAGAGCCUCUCUGCAUUCCAGCCUGCUUUGCUCUUUAGUGCUCUUGAGCAACACAUUUUGUAUUUACAGCCCUUUUUAGCAAAACUUCAGCCUCUGAUUAAAGAGGAGAAUACAACAGUUGUUGAAGAGAUAGGAAAAGCAGAAACAAGGAACAAAAAUGAAGUAGAUGGCAAAUUUCCCAUUGGAGACCUACAGGAGGAAGAAAAGCACAAAGAUUGUGAUUUAGGAGAUGUGAAAAAGACACAGAUCCAUUUUGAUCCAGAAGUAGUUCAAAUAAAGGCUGGAAAAGCAGAAGUAAGAAGUUUUCUUUUUUAUGAAUUAUUUGAAGUUUGUCAAAAUCUCCUACAUUUGAAGUUAAGAGUAUACUUAUACUCAUUUACAUUCUCCUUAGAAAAUAGUUGUGCAAGAACUGAUGCCGUUUUUACCCCUUACCCCGGAUUUAAAAGUCAUGUAAAAGUUUCUAGAGUUGUGAAUACAUACGGACCACAGACUCGACCUGAAGGAAUUCAAGGGUCAGGUCAUAAACCAAGCAGCAUGCUCCGAGAUUGUGGUAAUCAGGCUGUGGAAGAACGGCUACAAAAUAUUGAGGCUCAUUUGCGAUUGCAGGCAGGUGGUCCCGUGCCAAGAGACAUUUAUCAGAGAAUUAAAAAACUUGAGGAUAAAAUCCUUGAAUUGGAAGGCAUCUCUCCUGAGUAUUUUCAAUCUGUAAACUUUUCUGGCAAAAGAAGAAAAGUUCAACCACCUCAACAGAACUAUUCACUGGCGGAGCUUGAUGAGAAAAUUAGUGCUCUCAAACAAGCCCUGCUUCGAAAAUCAAGAGAAGCAGACUCCAUGGCAACUCACCACCUCCCAUGAAAAACUCAUCUCAUCUUCGUCAUUUUACUUUUUUAUAUACUUGUGUGUUACUUACACUGCAAUUAAUUAAAUGGAUAUAUAUUUAUCAAUGUAGACAUCCUCUGAAGUCUGGGUUUAUUUUCACACAAGUCCAGUUUUCAGCAAGUAAUCUUACAAUAUCCCAAUGAAUUAUGUAAUAGUUAAUGCAUUGAACAUAGCAUUGUCAGAAUUUAUUUCCUUCUGUUUUAAAGGAGGUAUUUUGGAAAUUAAGUAACUUAAUUUGAAAAUAUAUCUUUGUGUGAGUUGUGUGUAUGUCCCACAGAAAGAUGUGUUUUGAAUAGUGAUAUUUAAAAGCCAUAUUUAUAUUUAUAACAUUGAUGUUAACCAGUUUAUUAGUUUAAAUUAGUACUUUGUAAUAAUAGGCAUUCAACAAAAAAUUAGUUGACCAAAAUGAAUUUUAAAUGAAUGCAUACUUUUUUUUCAAAUAUCAAUUUUAAUGUAAAUAAACAAUAUAUUCCACCUUUAUUCCCUUAUUGAUUGAUUGUAUGACCUUGAGUAAGUUAUUAAUCUCUCUUUGUGCCUUGAUUUUCUUACCUAUAAAAUGGGAGUGGUAAUAAUAGAGCCUGUUUGUAAUGAAGAACAGGUGAAAUCAUGCAUGUACAACUUUGAAACUGGCCCAAGCAAAGUACUCAAUAAAUGUUAGCUGUUAUUGUUUAAAAACUA
This is a messenger RNA of Myotis davidii, 1756 nucleotides long. It is a transcript of the gene MBIP, whose product is annotated as MAP3K12 binding inhibitory protein 1. The coding region runs from base 20 to 1054 and encodes 344 amino acids. The transcript is spliced from 8 exons. The record is from RefSeq and is a predicted model, not a curated record. Lineage: Eukaryota; Metazoa; Chordata; Mammalia; Chiroptera; Vespertilionidae.